This is a messenger RNA of Mastomys coucha (southern multimammate mouse), 3333 nucleotides long. It is a transcript of the gene Zbtb2, whose product is annotated as zinc finger and BTB domain containing 2. Gene Ontology annotation, molecular function: RNA polymerase II cis-regulatory region sequence-specific DNA binding; DNA-binding transcription factor activity, RNA polymerase II-specific; protein binding. The transcript is spliced from 3 exons. The coding region runs from base 141 to 1685 and encodes 514 amino acids. Gene Ontology annotation, biological process: regulation of transcription by RNA polymerase II. The record is from RefSeq and is a predicted model, not a curated record. Gene Ontology annotation, cellular component: nucleus. Lineage: Eukaryota; Metazoa; Chordata; Mammalia; Rodentia; Muridae.
CAGCAGCAAGCAGCAAGCGGCAGCAGCAACGCGGGGCAGAGACGGCGGCGGCGGGGACAGUUAGGCCAGGCCGCCCGGCUCUGCCUCCCCCCCCCUCUCACGCCCCGCCGAGGCCGCACCGGCGACAGAUUUUUUAAAAAAUGGAUUUGACCAACCAUGGACUUAUUCUACUGCAGCAGUUAAACGCUCAGCGAGAGUUUGGUUUCCUGUGUGACUGCACGGUUGCAAUCGGCGAUGUGUACUUCAAGGCACACAAAUCAGUUCUCGCUUCAUUCUCCAAUUACUUUAAGAUGUUGUUUGUCCAUCAGACCAGUGAAUGUGUCCGCCUGAAGCCCACUGACAUACAGCCUGACAUAUUCAGCUAUCUGCUCCACCUGAUGUACACCGGGAAGAUGGCCCCACAGCUCAUCGACCCUGUGAGGCUAGAGCAAGGGAUCAAAUUCCUGCAUGCAUACCCCCUCAUCCAGGAAGCCAGCCUUGCCAGCCAAGGCACAUUUUCCCAUCCUGAGCAGGUCUUCCCACUGGCCUCAUCCUUGUAUGGCAUUCAGAUUGCAGACCACCAACUGAGACAAGCCACCAAGAUGAAUUUAGGGCCUGAGAAACUUGGGCGGGAGCCUAGGCCACAGGCAUCCAGGAUGAACCAGGAGCCUGUGCCAGAAACCUCGCAGCUAUCCCAGCUGACUUCAAACCUGGCCCAGGUGAAUCGGACAAAUAUGACCCCCGCUGACCCCCUACAGACCUCGCUGUCACCUGAACUUGUCUCCACACCUGUUCCUCCCCCUCCUCCCGGGGAGGAGACCAACCUAGAGGCCUCUUCCUCUGACGAGCAGCCAUCAUCCCUUACUAUCGCCCACGUGAAACCAAGCAUCAUGAAGAGGAAUGGAAGCUUCCCCAAGUACUAUGCCUGCCAUCUGUGUGGCCGUCGCUUCACGCUGCGAAGCAGCCUGCGGGAGCACCUGCAGAUCCACACCGGGGUGCCCUUCACUGCAGGCCCGCCGGGGGAAGGCCGUGGGCCCCUGUCGCUCUGCAGCAAUGCAGCCGACCUGGGCAAGGAUGCUCUGGAAGUACCGGAGGCGGGGAUGAUCAGCGACAGCGAGCUGCAGCACAUCUCCGACUCCCCCAUCAUCGAUGGGCAGCAACAGUCGGAGACACCACCACCCUCAGACAUUGCGGAUAUCGACAACCUGGAGCAGGCAGACCAAGAGAGGGAAGUGAAGAGGCGCAAGUACGAAUGCACGAUCUGCGGCCGCAAGUUCAUCCAGAAAAGCCACUGGCGCGAGCACAUGUACAUUCACACGGGCAAACCCUUCAAGUGCAGCACCUGUGACAAGAGCUUCUGCAGGGCCAACCAGGCUGCACGCCACGUGUGCCUCAACCAGAGCAUCGAUACCUACACCAUGGUGGACAAGCAGACGCUGGAACUCUGCACGUUUGAGGAAGGCAGUCAGAUGGACAAUAUGCUGGUGCAGGCCAACAAGCCCUACAAGUGCAACCUGUGCGACAAGACGUUUUCCACACCCAAUGAGGUGGUCAAACACUCCUGCCAGAGCCAGAACUCAGACGUGUUUGCCCUGGACGAGGGGCGGUCAGUCCUGCUGGGCAGUGGGGACUCAGAAGUAACUGAACCUGACCACACCGUGUUAGCGUCCAUCAAAAAGGAACAGGAAACUGUGUUACUAGACUGAAUGUUACUUGUCUUUUUAAAAACUGUCAUUUUUACAAAGAAUCUUCUCCCCUAUUUGGGACAGUUUCUCCAUGGCAUGAUACAAACGGGCCCCGCCUCUUUCCCGCCCCUUCUCCCAGCCCCAUCUCUGUAAGGCUUUGUGCAUUAUAAACCUGGACUAUAUUUACUUUUAAUUCAGGGGAUAUUGGAAGGAUAAUGGUCAGUAGUACUUAUAAAGAAAUAGGUUUUGAGGAGUUUUAGGUUAUUUUUAAAAACCUACUUGGAAUUAAUUAAGAGUAUAUAAUAAAACAACUAGAAUAUAAUCUGGUAAGCUAAAAUUAUGACUGUCCCUGGGUAAUAAGUCUUCCUUCUCAAAGAAACAAAGUCAGAAAAUACAGCAUGCUUCUUAGAGAUAAAGCUGGGCUCUGCUAUGCAAAUCUAGAAGGUGUGGGGAAACUUUAAACCCGAGAGAAUGUUUUUAAUAUUUGUCCUCUAGGUGUCUGAUUUCAGAAUGUAUCCUUUGAGAUUAUGUCCAGUUAAGGAAAAUCACUAGUUAAGAGAACGACUUUAACAAAUGCAAAAGAGUAAUAAUGUGAUGGCAAUCUUCAUUUUUGGAUAAAACCUGACAGGCUAUGAAUUUGUAUGCAAGCGAAUGGCUAUGGAUACUUGCUCCAGGCUGGGAGAUUGGUGCACAUGCUUACCCCAUGGCUGGCCCCUUUCCAAGAAGAACAAGAAGAUGCUGUGUUUUGGUUCCUGACACACUUGUUUUAAAAUCACAUUUGAAAACCCAAUUCUGUAGAAUGUCUUUCUGAACAGCAACGGCCAAUGGUGAGCUUGUGUCUGAACUAGCCAAGUGCCUGUAAAAUCAGUUGUGCGCACUGCAGUUACGUACCACACAAGGCAAGUUGUGAGCUGAAAGUGAAACUUUAAUGAGGGUGAAAGCUGAUGCUGCCUGGCACAGUGGUGCCCACCUAUUACCCCAGCACUAGGAGUGGGUACCAGGGGGAUGGGAGUGGAGGAUUGCUAGUUUGAGGCCAGCCUGGGCUACACAGAGAAACCUUGACCAAAAAAUUUAAAAAUUGCAAUCCCAUAGUUCACUGGUAACAUCUACUAAAGCAUCAAAAAUAACAUCAGGACACAAAAUCUUUUUGGAGGAAAACCACAAUUGAUUUUGUUGUAUAUCCUCCAGUUUUUGUCAACACCUAAAAAUUUCCCCACUGGCCUAACAGCGUGAAAAGUUGCCCAUUAAUCUUCCCUUAGGCCAAUAAGAAAGUGGUCUCACAGGAUGCAACAGGAGCCAGAAGUGAGGACUAAGGGGCAGGAUGAGGGUAGUGCAUAGCUAUACCCUACAUGUAUGUUAGAAACUGAAUAUCCCACCAUCCUCUUAUAUGUAUAGUUGAGUUCUCAGAUUUAUAAGUUUUUUCUUUUCUUUUUUUGUUUUGUUUUGUUUUUUGUUUUUGUUUUUGUUUUGUUUUGUUUUUUGAGACAGGGUUCCUCUGUGUAGCCCUGGCUGUCUGGAACUCACUCUGUAGACCAGGCUGGCCUCCAACUCAGAAAUCCGCCUGCCUCUGCCUCUCAAGUGCCGGGAUUAAAGGUGUGCGCCACCGCUGCCCGGCAGAUUUGUAAGUUUUUGUACAUCCUUUCAUUAAAUAAACAUUUAAUUAAAUGGG